Messenger RNA from Limanda limanda (common dab), 858 nucleotides. Its product is annotated as SPRY domain-containing SOCS box protein 1. Gene Ontology annotation, molecular function: protein binding. Gene Ontology annotation, cellular component: SCF ubiquitin ligase complex. The record is from RefSeq and is a predicted model, not a curated record. The transcript is spliced from 2 exons. Gene Ontology annotation, biological process: proteasome-mediated ubiquitin-dependent protein catabolic process. Bases 1 to 858 code for a protein of 285 amino acids. NCBI's taxonomy places the organism in Eukaryota, Metazoa, Chordata, Actinopteri, Pleuronectiformes, Pleuronectidae.
AUGGGUCUCUCCCUGUCUGCGUUGCUGUGCAGCAGAGUAGCUCCAAGCCCCCCCUCCUCUUCCUCAGCCUUCCCUCCCCUCUCCGUCCCCACCUCGUCUCGCCUCGCCAUCACCCUGACCUUUUCCCCGGUCGCCCCGGGAGACAGCCGCUCACACUGGAGCUCAGUCCAACGCUCUCCUCACCUCCUGCUCUCCGCCUGCAAGCAGCAGGUCACGCGUUGGCCCGUGGAGCUGAGCAGCGACGGGGUGAGAGCGGAGGUGGGGGUGACAGGAGGCCUUCACGUCUGGGAGGUGCUGUGGAACCCGGACCACAGAGGGAGUCACGCCGUCAUGGGCGUCUCAAGGCGGGACUGUCCUCUACAGGCCGCGGGGUACAACGUCCUGGUGGGUGGGGAUGAACAGUCCUGGGGCUGGGAACUCAAAACCAAUCAGCUCUGGCAUGGUGGACACAGUGUGGGACUUUACCCAGAGAAGAUGAGGAGGUGUCCCUCUGAUUUGAAGCCACACACUUCAGACAAAGAAGGUCCGAUGGAGGCCCCUCUCCCCAUCCCUGAGCGGGUCCUGUUGGUCCUGGACACCGAUGCCCGGACCCUGGGAUUCGUUGUUGAUGGCAGCUUCCUCGGCGAGGCGUUUAAAGACCUUCCUCGUGGGGUUGAGCUGUUCCCAGCGGUGAGCUGCGUGAGAGGGGGGGCCAGCAUACGACUGCGCUACCUGAACGGUGCCACACGUGACCCUCCUGCCCUGAUGGCUCUAUGUGGACUGUCCAUUCGUCAGUUUUUAGGGGAACAGAGGCAGAAUCAAACUGACAAACUGCCUCUACCACCUCGUCUGCAGAACUACCUGCUUUCCACUCAUUAA